Molecule: messenger RNA, 492 nt
Organism: Paramecium pentaurelia
Lineage: Eukaryota; Ciliophora; Oligohymenophorea; Peniculida; Parameciidae
Source: the annotation of a GenBank genome assembly
AUGUUAUUUUAACAUGAUUCAGAUUUUUUCAUUAAACCAAAUGCAUUUCUUAAACUACUCAAAUAAGGAAAUCCAAAAACUAUUAAAAUGAAAAAAAGAAAACCUUAAAAUAUUAUAGGAAAUAGAAAAUAAUUGAACACAUUACACUUCUCCAAACCUAUUUUUUUAUUAUAAAUUCCUGAUGAAUCAAAAAGUAAUAGAAAAUUAAGUAACAAUACUUUUCAUAAUGCUUAAUCAUAAAUUACAGAUAAAAAAAAGAUAGUAUUAUCUUCAUCAAAAGAAUCUCAUCUUGAUUAUAGCAUAUAAAAUUAUUAAGAUUAUGAAAUUCCUUAUGAAAUACAUACUUAAAUGCCUACUUCUUAGAUAAAUCCUAAAUACAUAAUAUAAUAAAAAUAAGGUUGUAAUUUGGGUAGACUACCUAAUUUUAAAUUAUAAAUAAUCAAUCAAAUUCCAAAUCUAAGAUAAUAAUAAAUGAUAAUGAAAUAAUUAUGA